CUCCUCAUUUCCUCUGUGAUUCCAGAAUCAGCUGAACCACGUUGAGCAAGUGCCAGAGCGGCUAAAUGUAGUGUCAGGUUGCCGCUGGAAGAUACAUGUCGCUUGGGAGGUGCUGGUCACAAGUUGCCGUGUGAUCCGAGCGGAAAGGCCGACAGAAAGAGACAGAUAGAGAGAGAGAGAGAGAGACUGAAGGGUCUGACCGCGGCUUAAUGGUGGUGUCUAUAACAUUCUCCUUCUCUCUGGGCUGGAUUGGGGAAUUGACACUAUCACCUGGGAAAUAUCACCAUGACUGCCGCUGCCUGUGUUCUCGGUCUGAUUGGCCAGUGACAUCCAAUGACACUGGAGCAAGCUACACAACAGAUACCUGGUGGUUGUUAUGGGCAAGUCUGAAAGCCAAAUGGAUAUAGUCGAAAGGAACCCGCAAAAAACGAAGAAGUCGUGGAAGUCAUGGAGCUCUCUGGAGAUCGGUCUGACCACUAUCGUGGUUUUACUGAUGAUUGUAGUCAUCGCUUUAAUCGCUUUAUAUGCAACACGCAAGGAUAAAACAUGUACCACUCCAUCGUGUGUAUCAGCAGCUGCCCGUAUUGUGGCGAAUAUGGACCAAACUGCAGAUCCUUGCAAAAACUUUUAUCAGUAUGCCUGUGGAGGAUGGUUGAAGAAACAUGUCAUCCCUGAAACCAGCUCCCGAUAUAGUACUUUUGACAUUCUGAGAGAUGAAUUGGAAGUCAUCUUGAAAGAUGUCCUUGAGAAGCCAGACAAUGGAGAUCCUGAAGCGAUUAAGAAAGCAAAGACGCUGUAUAAAUCGUGCACAAAUCAAACUGCCAUUGAAAGCAAAGGUGGGACACCACUAAUUAGCAUGAUGACCGGUAUACUCGAUUGGCCAGUCGCAAUAGACAACUGGGACGAGAAUUACAGUAAAAAUUGGACACUUGAGACUGUCCUGUCAACAUUGACUGCCAGAUUUGGAAAGCGUGUCAUCAUAGACUUUUUUGUUGGGACAGAUGACAAGAACUCCAAUGUUUACAUAAUCCAUAUUGAUCAACCCCACCUAGGCUUGCCUUCCCGGGAUUACUUUGAAUGCACUGGUGCUUAUAAGGAGACAUGUCAAGCUUACUCGAUGUUUAUGAGAAAUGUGGCUACAUUAGUUCGUAAGGACAAAGGAUUAACUAUAAAUAGCACCCAAAUUGAAGAUGAUAUGAAUAUGGUUUUGGAGUUCGAGAAGGAGUUAGCUAAUGCAACAACCAAAUCUGUAGACAGAACUGAUCCUAAUCAACUCUACCACAAAAUGACUUUGCAAAAUAUGACCGAAAACUUCCCUAUCACAGUUGAUGCUAAGGAAUUCAGCUGGAAGAAUUUCACCAAUGAGAUUCUCUCUACUGUGAACCUGCAUGUGACAGAUAAUGAACCAAUUGUUGUUUAUGCACCAGAGUAUCUUGAGAAGCUGGCACCUAUUCUGAGUAAAUAUAAGCCGAGGGUCCUUCAAAACUACAUUAUAUGGAGGCAAGUGAUGGAUCUUGUGGGUAGUCUGAGCUCUGCCUACAAGGAGACAAGAGCAGCGUUCCGGAAGGCUCUUUAUGGAACAACAUCAGAGAGUGCAGUGUGGAGAAAGUGUGCAAACUAUGUCAACAACAACAUGGACAAGGCUGUGGGACGACUAUACGUAGACGAUGCUUUUGCUGGGGAGAGUAAAAAAAUGGUUGAAGAACUAAUCGAGCAGAUUCGUGAAGUUUUCGUACAGAAUUUGCAUGAGCUCAGCUGGAUGGACGAGCAGACCAAAAGGAAAGCAGAAGAAAAGGCUAGAGCUAUCAGACAGAGAAUCGGAUAUCCACCUGACAUCAAAGAUGAUGCCAAACUGAAUACUGAGUACAAAAUGUUGAAUUUCAGCAUCGACGAAUAUUUCACCAACAUUCUUAAUAAUAUGGAACUGGGACAAUGGAAGAAUCUAAAAAAACUCAGACAAAAGGUUAACAAAGAAGUGUGGAUUUCUGGAGCUGCAGUAGUAAAUGCCUUCUAUUCAUCCAGCAGAAACCAAAUCGUUUUCCCAGCUGGUAUUCUUCAACCACCUUUCUUUGAAAAAGGACAGCCGAGUGCAUUGAACUUUGGUGCUAUUGGCAUGGUCAUCGGCCAUGAAAUCACUCACGGAUUCGAUGACAAUGGUCGUAACUUUGACAAAGAAGGAAACCUCAUGGACUGGUGGACUAAACAAUCAGCCAAGAAUUUCAAAGCCCUCUCACAAUGCAUGAUUUACGAAUAUGGGAACUUUUCAUGGGAUCUGGCAGGUGGACAACACCUCAGUGGCAUUAAUACACUAGGAGAGAACAUUGCAGAUAAUGGAGGCAUCAGACAAGCCUACAAGGCUUACCAAUUACAUGUGAAGAAAAGUGGGAAGGAUAGCCUGCUCCCUGGGAUCGACCUGAAUGACAAUCAGCUAUUCUUCCUGAACUUCGCACAGGUGUGGUGUGGAAUAUACAGACCAGAAUAUGCUGUCAACUCCAUUAAGACUGAUGUGCAUAGCCCAGGCAAAUUCAGGGUUUUAGGAUCUCUCCAGAAUUUUGAACAAUUCAGUAAUGCUUUUCACUGUACAAAGAAUGAUUACAUGAAUCCUGAACAGAAAUGCCGCGUUUGGUAGCCAAACUGUUCCUGCUGUACUUAAUAUUGUCUAGAAUGUCUUCUUCCAGGAUUUGUAAGUGGAUGAUAUGCUGAGCUGGAAUGAAUUAAUUUGUAUUCUGUAAAAAGGAUAAAUUAAUGCCCUUUUGUUUUUGCUGAUAUCUCAUAUCAAUCAAAUUACUCUAAAACUGUUAAUGCCCAACAAAUCAUUUGCCAAAUGAAAUGAAUUGAUAAGUAUUGUGACUGCAUCAUAAGCCUUGGUUAUCAUAUGGUUUCAGUUGUAUGCAGUCCCAAUUGGAAAUGAAGAGACAUGCAUUCAAAAGCAAAAUGCUGCAGUUGCUGGAAAUCUGAAAUAAAAACAAAAAAAUG
This is a messenger RNA of Chiloscyllium plagiosum (whitespotted bambooshark), 2976 nucleotides long. RefSeq names its product neprilysin-like. Gene Ontology annotation, cellular component: plasma membrane. The record is from RefSeq and is a predicted model, not a curated record. Gene Ontology annotation, biological process: protein processing; amyloid-beta clearance. Gene Ontology annotation, molecular function: metalloendopeptidase activity. NCBI's taxonomy places the organism in Eukaryota, Metazoa, Chordata, Chondrichthyes, Orectolobiformes, Hemiscylliidae.